Cylicocyclus nassatus is the source of this 558-nucleotide messenger RNA. Lineage: Eukaryota; Metazoa; Nematoda; Chromadorea; Rhabditida; Strongylidae. The record is from the annotation of a GenBank genome assembly.
AUGUUCGUGCGUAAGGAUAAUUAUGAUUUUAUGGCCUACCUCGGUGAGGUCCUUAUCCCUGAAAACGCGGGUUUACCCAUGUGCAUGGACAUAUUCUACAACACAACAAAUUAUUUUCAAAUGGGAGUCUUUUCAAAGUGUGUAAGAAGAUUAUUUGAAGUAAACUCGGAACAUGUCAAGAUAUACCCUAAGGGCACCGCUUGGGUGCGUGACAUUUGGCUUACUAACAGUAUGUGGAGCUUGAGUGAUUUUAUGCUGCAUGGUUGCAAGGGUAAUGGCUCCGUUGCAGAUAGUAAACCAAAAUUAGCAAAAGGCUCCAGUCGCCUCUGGUACAAUCCCUUCACUAAACCAUUUAAUUUUACCGAGUGUGCUCAUGGCAAUACGUCGUGGAAUCACAAUAAUGUACUGAUCACUUCUAAAGAGCAAAUUGAAUCUCGCUUACAUGAAUACGCGAGGGAAAUGGAAGCGUUGAAUGCAAAAGUUGUCAGAGAAUUAGAAUCUGGAUGCUCACCAUCGCUCAUUGAAAGGAUUAUUCAUACGGCUAAAGCUUAUUUGUAA